Haemorhous mexicanus (house finch) is the source of this 631-nucleotide messenger RNA. It is a transcript of the gene PDE6G, whose product is annotated as phosphodiesterase 6G. Gene Ontology annotation, biological process: visual perception; positive regulation of G protein-coupled receptor signaling pathway; positive regulation of epidermal growth factor receptor signaling pathway. The transcript has 3 exons. Gene Ontology annotation, cellular component: photoreceptor outer segment membrane. The record is from RefSeq and is a predicted model, not a curated record. Gene Ontology annotation, molecular function: cGMP binding; 3',5'-cyclic-nucleotide phosphodiesterase activity. Bases 258 to 521 code for a protein of 87 amino acids. NCBI's taxonomy places the organism in Eukaryota, Metazoa, Chordata, Aves, Passeriformes, Fringillidae.
ACCGUGAGUUCCAGGGAGCACCAGGGAACGCCGUGAGCUCCCAGUGAGUUCCAGGGAGCACUGUGAGCUCCAGGGAACACCGUGACCUCCGGGGAACGCCGUGAGCCUUGGGCAGCACUGUGAGCUCUGGGAAACACCGUGAGCUCCAGGGAGCACUGUGAGCUUCAGGGGAGCGCCGUGAGCCCCAGGGAACACCCGUGAGCCCAGGGGAGCACCGUGAGUUCCAGGGAACGCUGCAAGCCCCGGGGCUACCAGCCAUGAGCCUGGAGCCCCCCAAGCUGGAGGUCAAAUCGGCCACGAGGGUGAGCGGGGGUCCUGCCACCCCCCGCAAGGGACCCCCCAAGUUCAAGCAGAGGCAGACAAGGCAGUUCAAGAGCAAACCCCCCAAAAAGGGGGUGCAGGGAUUUGGUGACGACAUCCCAGGCAUGGAGGGGUUGGGAACAGACAUCACUGUCAUCUGUCCCUGGGAAGCCUUCAGCCACCUGGAGCUGCACGAGCUGGCUCAGUAUGGAAUCAUUUAGGAUUUGGGCAGGCGCACCAGCCCUGUAGUGCUGUGUAGGUCACGGCCCCCCUGCCCAUGCUGGGGAAGGGGGCUAAGCUUGGAAAAAUGCUCAUUAAACCCUAACAAGUA